CAGACAGAGGAGCCUCAACAUUUAUUCUCAUAAUCCCGCCCCAAGCUAGCAGUUUCUAUGUGUGUGUAUAUAUAUUAAUCCCGCCAACCUUAACAAACGAUCCUCAGGUGCAUCCCUCUCUCCUAGUCUUCGCCUACCAAAAAUUAGGGAUAGAGACCAUAACGAUGCGCUUCGUAGCGGCGAAGGCGUGCGCCGGCAGCAGGGCUCGCGCAGGCGCUCUCUACAUCGGCGGUAACUCCGCCGCACCCAUCGAAACGCCCUCCCUCUUGAUCUCCACCCUCAAGGGCCUCCCGGCGUUCAUUUCGCGUGAUCAUCUCGGUGACCUCCCCGCCCCCGAUUCUCACCUCCUUCACGUCAGCCCUAUCCACUUUUUAGAUUGCCCUGCAACCAAAACUAUCUGUACUAUUGGAGGUUUGCAUCAGAUGGUGGGAUUGCAUGAUCAUUUUUUUAUAGCUUCCCCUAGAGAUUCAUUAGAGAGUUUACCUGAGAGUGAUGGCACCAAUAAGCUUGGGGCAUCUUUUGAAACACCUUCUGGUCGUCAACUGGUGAAACCGUCAGCAUACAUGGAAAUGAUUACAUCAUUGAUGCCCAAUCUAUGGGCCAGUAUGGCAGAUGAGGUGCCUGCUUGGGUCUCUGAUAAGCGAAAUAAAACUUCUGUUGAUCGGACACUGCGUUGGCUUGAUGAAUGCAUCAAUUUGGACCUAGAAGGUGGGAAAAAUGUAUUGGGAUUUGUUGUUGGUGGAUCCAGUAUUGAAGAACGGAAACGCUGUGCGACUGAAGUGGCUGCCAGAAAUGUCUCAGGUUUUUGGAUAGGAGGUUUUGGACUUGGUGAGAGUAUAGAAGAACGACCUGCUUUGCUCCAUGCUGUUACGGAUAGCCUUCCAGAGGAAAAGCUACGUCUUGUAUCUGGACUUUCUCUCCCAGAGGAGGUCUUGCAGGGUGUAGCUGUUGGAGUGGAUUUCUUCGAUUCCACGUAUAUUUACCAUCUUACACUUCGGGGCUUUGCACUGAUCUUCCCACAUAAUAUUGUUGAUGAAGACAUUGUAGAUCGUCCACUUGAUGAUUACCCUAAUGACUGUACAAAAAUAAAUUUGAGAGCUACAAUUUUCAGGAAGGAUACUUCAUCUAUUGUUGCAAACUGUACUUGCUUCACUUGCCAGAAUCACACACGAGCUUAUAUCAAUCAUCUAUUGAAUGUUCACGAAAUGUUGGCUCACAUCCUACUAGAAAUACAUAACACACACCACUAUUUGGGCUUCUUUCGCACUAUCCGUGAAACUAUUAAGAACGGAAAGUUUGACUUGUUCCACAAGAAAUUCAUUCAAAGCAGGCGCAUCCAUCUUGCCUCAGUCGUGCAAUAUUCUUGACGUUGUGUUUCUUCUCUUUUUGUGACAGUUUAGAGUUCAAAAUUUUAUUAUCUUCAAUUUUGUAGUAUGCUUAGUGAAAUUCUAGAGCGGCAAGGGUCUUGUAGUUUCAGUAGCUGUUUGAAUGGUUAGUACAGACAACAUCGAUUAUGCGGCCUCUAACUUAAGAGGGAAUGACUAAGCAACUGUUAUACUUUUCAUGUAUUAGAACCUUGAGGAAAGAUUGUAUCUAAAUGUCAAUUAGUGUCAGUUUAGUGCCUGAUUCACUCUGGCUGUAUAAUUUGGAGUCAUGAACCGCAAAUGAAAUGUUCACUUGUAGUAACUGUAUGACAGUUUAUGAAUGAGGGAAGCAAAGACUGAUGCAGGGCACUCACAAGGAGGGUGCUUGGGCU
Molecule: messenger RNA, 1756 nt
Organism: Zingiber officinale
Lineage: Eukaryota; Viridiplantae; Streptophyta; Magnoliopsida; Zingiberales; Zingiberaceae
Product: queuine tRNA-ribosyltransferase accessory subunit 2-like
Exons: 10
Coding region: 165-1367 (400 amino acids)
Molecular function (GO): tRNA-guanosine(34) queuine transglycosylase activity
Source: RefSeq, a predicted model, not a curated record